Messenger RNA from Fundulus heteroclitus (mummichog), 699 nucleotides. Its product is annotated as carcinoembryonic antigen-related cell adhesion molecule 1-like. Bases 1 to 699 code for a protein of 232 amino acids. The record is from RefSeq and is a predicted model, not a curated record. The transcript is spliced from 3 exons. NCBI's taxonomy places the organism in Eukaryota, Metazoa, Chordata, Actinopteri, Cyprinodontiformes, Fundulidae.
AUGGGUUCCGAUGCCUUCCCCGCGUCCACUUGGUUCCUGGUUCCUGCGCCGACAAGGGAUCCUGCGCUCCUGAGUUUCUGCGCCCGUUUAUCUGAAGGAGCUGGUUUGUUGGAAAAUGGUCCUCUGAAUGCAUCUGUUGGAGGGGCAGUGAUAUUCAGAACAAAUAGGCCUCCAACAGAAGAACCAUUUUUUAUGGUGGAUUGGAAAUUUUAUGAGAAUGUGCCAAUUAUAACCUCUGUGCCUACUCUAAACAAUACUGCACCAGAUUAUGAAGGCAGGAUCACCCUCUUCUCAUCUACUGGAUCUCUAGAGCUAAGGAACCUGACACUCAAUGACAAUGGGAUGUACAGAGUUAGCAUUUUACCAGUUGGAGAAAACACACAAGCAGGAUCCACCAGACUGGACAUAUAUGAACCAGUAGUCAAUGUAACAGUUACUCCACCAACUGCAGAUGUGGUUGAGUUCAGCUCUGUCAGAGUCUUCUGUUCCUUCUCUGGAUCUUCUCUCUCCUUUCUCUGGAUGAACGGCAGCUCUGAGAUUACAGCCAAUGACAGAAUCCAGCUCAACAGAACUGAUGGAGGAUCAUACCUAACUAUACUCAAUGUGACCCAGUAUGAUCAAGGAACAUACACCUGCAAUGUUUCCAAUCCUGCCAGUUUUAAAAACGAUUCAAUGACUCUCCUUGUAAACUGUAAGUAA